Microthlaspi erraticum is the source of this 981-nucleotide messenger RNA. The record is from the annotation of a GenBank genome assembly. NCBI's taxonomy places the organism in Eukaryota, Viridiplantae, Streptophyta, Magnoliopsida, Brassicales, Brassicaceae.
AUGUAUAAACCGGGUUGCGAGAACAAAGCUGCAGAUGGUCUAUCAAGAAUUCCGACCAGUUCAGCUCUCAUCAGUUCAACGUUAUUGGCUUUGACAGUUCCAGAGGCAUUACAGCUACAAGACCUUUACAAAGAAAUCGAGAAAGAUGUUGAUAUUCAGACUAUCAUUUCUCAGGUGAAAGCAGGAACAGCAGCUUCGAGUUAUGAGGUGAUCAAUGAGCUACUUUGGUUUCGACAAAGAUUGGUGAUUCCUCGUGACUCUUCAUUCAUUCCGUUGAUCAUCAGUCAGUGCCACGACAGCCAAAUUGGAGGUCACUCGGGUGUUUUGAAGACAGUUAAGCGGAUCCAACUCAGCUUUCAGCGGUCGGGAAUGUAUAAAAUGGUUCAGCGUUACGUUUCAGAAUGUUUGAUCUGUCAGCAUUAUAAAUACUCCACUCUCUCUCCGGCAGGCUUACUUCAACCGCUUCCGAUUCCGACUGCUGUAUGGGAAGAUAUUAGUAUGGACUUUGUGGAAGGGUUACCAAUGUCCUGUGGUUUCAAUGUGAUUCUUGUGGUGAUUGAUCGUCUCAGCAAAUUUGGUCAUUUCAUAGGUCUGCGGCACCCGUUUAAUGCAGUAGAUGUGGCUCAGAGUUUUAUCAGGGAGAUAGUGAGGCUGCAUGGGUUCCCUCGUUCGAUUGUUUCUGAUAGAGAUAAGAUUUUUCUGAGCAAAUUCUGGAAAGAACUAUUUCGUCUGGAGGGAACUAAACUCAACUAUAGCACGGCCUUUCACCCUCAUACCGAUGGACAAACGGAGGUACUAAACCGUUGCCUUGAGACGUAUCUUCGUUGUUUUGCAUCCGGCCAUCCCAAAACUUGGCACAAGUUUCUUCCUUGGGCAGAGCUUUGGUACAAUACGUCGUACCACACAGCUUUAAAGACGUCUCCUUUCCGCGUUUUAUAUGGCCGAGAUCCCCCGAGUGUAUUGACAGGGUUCAACGUCUAA